Molecule: messenger RNA, 324 nt
Organism: Tinamus guttatus (white-throated tinamou)
Lineage: Eukaryota; Metazoa; Chordata; Aves; Tinamiformes; Tinamidae
Source: RefSeq, a predicted model, not a curated record
GUGCUGCGCCUGCACCGCGCCCUGCGCUGGCUGCAGCUCUUCCUCGAGGGGCUGCGCACCAGCCGGGAAGACUCCAAGACGUCCGUGAUCUGCACGGACUCCUACAACGCGUCGCUGGCGCGCUACCACCCGUGGGUCGUCCGCAAGGUGGCCACGGCGGCGUUCUGCGCGCUGCCCUCGCGCAACGCCUUCCUGGAGACCAUGAACGUGGGCGGCCCCGAGGCGGCCGUGGCCAUGCUGGGCGAUGCGCUGCCCCACAUCUGCACCGUCUACGGCAUCACCGAGGAGCUCUACGCCCAGCACCAGCUGCUCGACCUGCCCUGA